Cuscuta epithymum is the source of this 2000-nucleotide messenger RNA. The record is from the annotation of a GenBank genome assembly. Lineage: Eukaryota; Viridiplantae; Streptophyta; Magnoliopsida; Solanales; Convolvulaceae.
UUCCCAUUCAACCAUCAUCCAAAAAUAAACAACAAGGGGGUCAAAGGCAUCCCAAUAAAAGACCCCAUCCAAGAGUUGUAAUAUAAAAAAAAAAAUAUUAAAAAACAAAAAAAAAUGGGGUCCGGUGAUGCCGGAAAUAAGAAAAAACUCGUCGCCGCCGGCGUCACUUCCGUUCUCCUGGUGGCAUGCGUCGUGGCUGCCACGGUCACCAUGCACAAAACCAGCGGAGGCAAGUCCUCCGACGGCGGCUCCGGCUCCGGCUCCGGUGGGAUUUCAACUACGACCAAAUCGGUGAAAGCCAUUUGCGCCCCGACGGAUUACAAAAAGACCUGUGAGGAGAGUCUCUCCGGCGCUAAAAACACCAGCGACCCGAAAGAGCUCAUCAAGAUCGCAUUCCAAGUGACGGUGAAGAACAUCACCGACGCCAUCUCCAAGUCGUCCCUCCUCAAUGACGCCGCCAAGGACCCAAGAACCUCCGGCGCUCUGGAAACAUGCAAGGAGCUUUUGGAAGACUCCAUUGAUGAUCUCAAGAGGUCUUUCGAUAAGCUUGAGGAUUUCGACCUCUCCAAGAUCCAAGAAUACGCCAGCGACCUCAAGGUUUGGCUUAGCGGCGCCAUCACCCACCAGCAGACUUGCAUUGACGCCUUCGAGAACACCACCGGCGACAGUGGCGAGAAAAUGAAGCAUCUCCUCCGUACCGCCGGCGAGCUCAGCAGCAACGGUCUUGCCAUGAUCACCCAAUUCACCGACCUCAUCCAGACCUUGGAAAUCCCCGGAUUCAACCGGAGGUUACUCGAGUCGGCGGUGGAGCUUGGUGACGGCAACUACCCCACGUUUCUUGACGCCGCCUCCCGACGACUCCUCGCCGCCGGCCCGAAAUCCAUAAAGCACGACAUCGUCGUCGCCAAGGAUGGCUCCGGGAAGUUCAAAACCAUCAAUGACGCCUUGAAAUCAAUCCCGCCUAAGAACAACCGCACCGUCGUCAUCUUCAUUAAAGCCGGCGUGUACAAGGAGUAUGUUCUCGUACCUAGGAAGAUGAACAAGAUCGUUUUCCUCGGAGAGGGUCCCACAAAGACGAGGAUCACCGGAAACAAGAACUACGUCGACGGGACCGGUACCUACAAGACCGCAACCGUCGCGAUCCAAGGCGACAACUUCAUAGCACGCGACAUCGGAUUUGAGAACACGGCCGGUCCGGAAAAGCACCAGGCAGUGGCUCUCCGGGUGUCAGCGGACAUGGCCGUGUUCCACAACUGCCACAUGGACGGCUACCAAGACACCCUCUACACCCACUCCUACCGCCAAUACUACCGGGACUGCACAAUCACCGGGACCAUCGACUUCAUCUUCGGCGACGCAGCCGCCGUCCUGCAGAACUGCAAGAUGGUGGUGAGGAAGCCUCUGGAGAACCAAGCCUGCAUGGUGACUGCCCAAGGCCGAAAGGACCACAGGGGAGUCGGCGGGCUGGUUCUCCAGAACUGCCAAAUCCUACCGGACCCGGCACUGAAAGCCGUGAAACCAGCGGUCCAAGUGUUCUUGGGACGACCAUGGAAGGAGUUCUCGAGGACCGUCAUAAUGCAGUCGAACAUCGACGGAUUCAUUGACCCAGCGGGGUGGUCGCCAUGGAUGGGUGACUUCGGGCUGGACACUUGCUGGUAUGCAGAGUAUCAAAACCGCGGGGCAGGAGCGAAAACAUCAGGAAGGGUGAACUGGAAGGGCUACAAGAAGAACAUUUCUCCCCAGGUUGCCAAACAGUUCACUGUCGGAGUUUUCCUUCAGGGCGAUGAUUGGAUUAAGCCGACUGGUAUCCCCUACGUAUCUGGAAUGAUGAAGGUGUAGAUAUCCAUGUAUAAUACCACUGUAUAUUACUGAGUUGUUAUAUCUUUAGGUUUACGGAGGAAAUUUUUAAAAAUUUCUACAUUAUUCAUCAUUCGAUUAUUAUGAACAUAUUUAAAUUUGGUGGUCCUCAAAUUUAUCCAAGCACUCCUUUAGUAGUUAUU